Molecule: messenger RNA, 2241 nt
Organism: Alosa alosa (allis shad)
Lineage: Eukaryota; Metazoa; Chordata; Actinopteri; Clupeiformes; Clupeidae
Product: tricarboxylate transport protein B, mitochondrial
Exons: 9
Coding region: 193-1146 (317 amino acids)
Biological process (GO): mitochondrial citrate transmembrane transport
Source: RefSeq, a predicted model, not a curated record
ACGCCUGAACAUCCUCCGAUUACGGCUGAUGUUUCGCCUCCCUCAGUGAAACUGUAGCGCUAUUUAAACCGCCCCAUCGCCCCACUGUCACAUUGUUGCACAUCCUGUGAAACUGUUCAAAUUUGGGGGCGGACUUGAGCGAACAUAGUUUACUUGUAAAACUGACAUUUCAGAUAUUGCGUGAAGUUAAACAUGUCUGAAAAUGUUAGAUUUGUCAGCCCUUUUCGCCGACCUCAUGCCUUGGCGGCAGCCGCUCCGGCUGGUAAAGCCAAACUAACGCAUCCUGGAAAGGCAAUUUUGGCAGGUGGCAUUGCAGGUGGGAUAGAGAUCUGCAUCACCUUCCCCACAGAGUAUGUGAAGACUCAGUUGCAGCUGGAUGAGAGGGCCAACCCACCACGUUUCAGAGGCAUCGGGGACUGUGUGACACAGACGGUGAGGAGCCAUGGGGUGACGGGGCUCUACAGAGGACUGAGCUCUCUACUAUACGGGUCCAUACCCAAAUCAGCAGUUAGAUUUGGCGUGUUUGAGUUCCUCAGUAAUCAGAUGCGUGAUGAGUCAGGGCGUCUGGACAGUGGGCGGGGGCUGAUGUGUGGCAUGGGGGCAGGUAUCAUGGAGGCAGUGCUGAUCGUCUGCCCAAUGGAGACCAUCAAGGUUAAAUUCAUUCAUGAUCAGUCAUCAGCCAACCCUAAGUACCAUGGUUUCUUCCACGGGGUGCGGGAGAUCAUCAGGACCCAAGGUAUCCGAGGAACAUACCAAGGUCUCACGGCAACUGUCCUCAAGCAGGGCUCUAAUCAGGCCAUACGAUUCUACGUCAUGACAUUACUUAAGAACUGGUACAAAGGUGACGACCCAAACAAAGCCAUGAACCCCGUGAUAACAGGCACGUUUGGGGCAAUCGCCGGGGCUGCCAGUGUGUUUGGGAACACACCUCUCGAUGUGAUCAAGACCAGGAUGCAGGGUCUAGAGGCUCAUAAAUAUAAAAACACCCUGGACUGUGCCAUGCAGAUUAUGAGACAUGAGGGACCCGCAGCUUUCUAUAAGGGCACGGUUCCUCGGCUUGGUCGAGUAUGUCUGGACGUGGCCAUAGUCUUCAUAAUCUACGAGGAGGUGGUCAAGGUCCUCAACAAAGUGUGGAAGACUGAGUAGUGAGGAGAGAGAGAAGAGGAUAGAAGAGGCUCGUCAUCUUGGCAAGUUUGAAGGGAUGUCAUCACUGUGCUAAAGGAUUCUAGAAGAUUCUCCGCCUCAACAAUGGAGGAAUAUCAGCACUGUUGGCAUAGAAACCAUCUGUCAACACCAUGCCACAAAAUUCCAUGACUCAAAUGACCCCUUCUCAUUGGUGCAUUUUCAGUGAGGCAUUUUCAUACAUGAAUGUCCAUUGGUCCAUCCUCUUGUACUGUACAUGUAAACACAUCUCUUAGUGCCUAUUGGUCCUUUCUCUGUGUUGUGCAUUUUAAGGAUAACUGGUUGUGGUCCUGAUGGUGUUACUAUGAUAAUGUGAUGUCAGCUGUGUAACUUGUGCCAUGUUUGCCCAGUGGCUGUAGCCUACAUGUUUGUUUUACUUUUAGCGGACCACACUAAUGUCACUUUAAAAGUCUAAAAAACGCACAGACAAACAUUUUAGUGGAUGUUUCUUAGAAAGUGAUUGUAAAAACUAGCAGAGAAGACAUAACAAAGAGAGCAUAUAUUUAGCAUAUUUAUUUAUGAUUGAUAAAGAACACUCAGAAAUACAAAUAAUUAUUCCUUCUUACACAAUGUGUUCAGGCAUGCCAAAGGCCUCCAUAGGGGCCCUCAAGAGAAUCACUUGUGAUCCUUUUACAUUCAUGGGGGGUUUUGGUUAUCAUUGAUGCCCUUGUUUACAUUGUUAUGUGAUAUCUUUAAAAACAGAUUUGUUUUGUUUUUAUUAAACUAUAUUUUGUAUUGAUUUUUAGCAAUUCCUUAAAUGUUCCACAUGUGCCUGAUUUAAGUUUGAAAUGUAACUAAAAACCUAAUUUAUCUUUUUACCCAAUUGAUUUAUUUUUUAACCAUGUGAGUGUCAACAGUGUGUGUGUGUGUGUGUGUGUGUGUGUGUGUGUGUGUGUGUGGUGUGGGAGACCGAGAGAGUGUGUGUGUGUGUUGGGCUGUGUGUCCUAAUCUGUGCUGGUAAAAUUGCCAAUAUUCUCUUCAUGCCACUGUUCUGUUGAGACAUGAUAGAGCAAUUUUAUUUUCUUAACUCAUCAAAUAAUAAAAUAACAAUGCAACACA